UGUUUCCUGAUAAUGAGCACUAUGUAUUUAAUAAACAGCUAAUAGCCAAUAACUCAGAUGUCUGAAACAUUUUAACAGAGACUCCUGGGUUUUUGGCAAUGACAUUAUACAAGCGAAUGACCACUUACCCUAAGCAGAAAGAGUGGCAUCAACCUACCAGCGAAGUCUGAAGAGCAGUUAUAAAGAUUGGCAAGAUUUUUGAGAAACUGCACAGGGAUUUAUUACAAGGAUGGCUGCCCCAUCAAGAGGUGUAAAGGUGCAUUCAGCUUGGCUGACGCUGAACAAGAUGGCCUGGACAUAAGAUUAACUAGAUUGAGAAGAAUAAUGAUUUGGUAACAACUGUGCAGAAUUCUAUCAAACCAUAUGAGUAGUCACAAGAUGGUCUCAGCCAUGGAACCAGAAAUCUAUGAUGCCAUAUUAGAAACAACAGAUGGAGCUACUCCUGAUACAGGAUGGUACUUACCAUACCCUCUAAGCUUCCAAGUUUCUCUCACCAGCUUCCUGAUGCUUGAGAUAGUACUUGGGUUCAGCAGUAAUCUGACAGUCCUUGUCCUUUACUGCGUGCAGUCCAACCUGGUGGAUUCUGUCAGCAACAUAGUCACUAUGAACCUCCACAUUCUUGACAUCAUUAUAUGUGUUGUUUGUGUCCCCUUGACCAUUGUUAUAAUCCUUAUCCCCCUGGAAGAAAACAUCUCCCUGGUUUGUUGCUUCCAUGAGGCUUGUGUAACUUUUAGCAGCAUUGCUACAGCUAUUAAUGUCUUAGUCAUCAGCCUGGACAGGUACGACAUCUCUGUAAGACCUGCCAAUAGGGUCCUGACUCUGAGUAGAGCAUUAUUCCUUUUAUCUUGUGUUUGGGUGAUUUCUUUCAUGGUCUUCUUCAUUCCAUUUUUUGAGGUGGAGUUUUUUGGGGACCCGCAUCACAUGGCGACAUGGAAGAACCGCACGCUGCUGUGUGUAAGCACCAAUGAGUACCACACUGAGCUUGGCAUGUACUAUCACCUCUUUAUCCAGAUUCCAAUCUUCUUCCUUGCAGUGGCAGUCAUGCUAGUUACAUACACCAAAAUACUCCAGGCCCUGAAAAUCAAAAUUGGCACUCACUUCAAGAGGAGUCAACGCCGUAAGACAAGAAAAAGAAAAAAGAGAAAGGGGUUAACUCAUGGCCCUUCUACUGAAACAAAACGGCUGACUCAACCUCCUGCUUCUCAGAAUCCAACACUGGGAGUGCAUGCAUCAGUCUCUGUAAUCAUAGCUCUAAGACGUGCAGUGAAACGUCAUCGUGACAGAAGGGAACGUCAGAAGCGUGUCUUCAGAAUGUCACUCAUCAUCAUCUCCACUUUCUUGCUCUGCUGGGCACCUAUUUCAAUUGUUAACCUUCUUAUACUUUGUUUGGGGCCAAGUGACUUGAUGGUUAGGUUGCGAAUGUGCUUCCUCACAUUAGCCUAUGCUACUACCAUAUUUCACCCACUUUUGUAUGCAUUUACAAGGCAGAAAUUCCGAAAUGUUCUAAAGAGCAAAAUGAAAAAGAGGGUUGUAUCUGUCCUUCAUGUGGACCCUACUCCAGGUGGGACAGUCAUUCACAAUUCCUGGGUGGAGCCCAAAAAGGCUAAAAAACUGAAAACAGAAUGUAGCGAUGCAACAGAUCGCUGUCUCACUGAAACCGCAAAAGAAUGACUAAUUAUUUAAUAGGACACAAUUAAUAUGCCAUAGUCAUCAGGGGUGAAAUGAUCAAAUACCUGUCUACAAAAUUUAUUAAGUUGGCAGAAAUAUUUUUAACUUACAAAUGCCUUCCUUUAUGUUGAAGGAGUGGAAAAGUAAGGCAUCAGCAGUGUUGUGACAACACAUUGCUAUGUUUUGCCAUUCACCUCUGAAGUUUUAUUAUCUGAGUAUAUUCUGCCUGGAGACAGAUGUUAUUACCUUUGAAGAAUUCUUUCUGAUGCUUUUUAGAUCCAUAUAAAUCUUAAGAUAAGAGGUGCAUUCUGCACUAUUUCCAGGUAUGGAUAUAUGAUAAAUGAAUCCGCUGCUCUUCCAAGAAUAUUACUAGCUUUUAGGAUCAUGUUCAGAUCAGCUGGGCAUGGGAAGAUUUACAAGUGCUUCAAAUGGAUGUUAUUUGCAUAUUAAUUUAUGUGAUCAGGGAUUAAACGAUGGGAGGGAGGGGAAUUUUUUUCUCUAGCACCAGCAAAGGAUAUUAUCCAAGGACAUUUCAGGUUGAAAGACGCAUUUUCAAGAUAACCUGGAAAUUAUUGCUGUGCUUAAAUUCAUGGCUACAUAUUACAAUUUGUGGCAUUAAUCCGCUGGAGUCAUAAAAGUAAAUACAUUUUCAUCAUCUACAAUUUCAUGACAAAUUCAAAUAUAUUUACUCAUGCAUUAAAAAUUGUCAUAUUAAAUAUCAGACAUAUUACUUGAAAGAAAUUAUUUUGCUUAACUUGGCAUUGAUUUGUG
This is a messenger RNA of Protopterus annectens (West African lungfish), 2439 nucleotides long. Its product is annotated as G-protein coupled receptor 22-like. The transcript has 4 exons. Gene Ontology annotation, molecular function: peptide binding; G protein-coupled receptor activity. Gene Ontology annotation, biological process: G protein-coupled receptor signaling pathway. NCBI's taxonomy places the organism in Eukaryota, Metazoa, Chordata, Ceratodontiformes, Protopteridae. Gene Ontology annotation, cellular component: membrane. The record is from RefSeq and is a predicted model, not a curated record. The coding region runs from base 364 to 1671 and encodes 435 amino acids.